AGGCCAGAGGUGUUGGGGGUGCGUUGGGCAGAGCCACCCUCCUCCCCUGCGGUCCAGGCACCGUUCACCAAGAGGGAGGAAGCGGCUCUGGGAGGGUGCGGCGGCCACUGCGAGCCGAACCACGGGGCCGGGGACGCGCCAGAGACUUGCGAGUGUACCGGGGGCGCGUCUUCUGGUCUCCUGGGCCUGGCACCGAGCGGAAAUUGGGAAGUGACGGGCACAAGCCGGAUCAUGGAGCGGGGAAGAUUUCGCCACUUCCCCACUUCCUCUCCAGACGUCGGUCAGAGCAAGGGAAGAGGGAAAAGGUGGGGGCUGACGCCCCAAGGCCGCCCUCGUGUUCCCUCCCGAUGAAUGCUCCCAAGCGGAAGGUAACGGGGCCCUUGGACGUUUCUCGGGCUGGGAUCUCUUAGUAUUGUUUGGCAUGGGUCUCCUCAUGGGUACAGGAAGGGCCCCUUCCGAGCCACUUUGGUAUUUUCAGUAUUUGAUGGGUUAGACGUGGCAGUUCUGUGGUCCAACUCCCUUAAACCUGUUUUCCCUCUUUCCCCACCCUUUGGGCUCGAUUUUAGAUCUGUUAACUGGAAACCCUGACCUUUUUGCUUGUGGAAGGAGAUUUGUUUUAUGAGGGCCCCUUUUGUAUAGCUUUACUUGCUAAACUGAUGCCCCAGGGCAGUGUCAUUCUUUCAUAAGCUUGGAGACUUUUGCAAGGGGGCAUACUUUGGCUGAGGGGAUUAUGGGGAGAGAUGUGUGAGAGGUCUUCCUUAAACAUUGGCUGAAAACGAUUUACUUGAGAGUUGUCAUUGCUUGAAUUAAUUCUCAGAGCAGAUCCCUAGUUUGCCUUUUCUUUGAGAAAAAUGUGUCACCAUAAUUUAGGCUUGAUUUCCUUUUUGGAGCCCAGUCGACUUUUUCUUUUUUUCUUUUUCUUUUCUUUUCUUUUUUUUUAAUAUUCUGGGUUCUUAUCCCCUAAGUUCUUUCUCUUUUGGGGAAGAUUUGAUGGGUCAGCCCUUGUGUAUAUGUGGCCUGUCUUUGUUCCACUUGGGAACAGAUCUGAGUUAACUUUGCCCUGUUAUUUUCAAGGAUGCACCUGGGAGUAUGUGAUGCCCUCCUGGUGUUGGAUUCAUGCCUGCUCUUACCCUGUGUGAGACGUUUUGAGGAUGAGAAAUAAAUGGGUGCAGUUGCUUGUUCAUGGUCACCAAAGAUAUUUCAUUUGUUGUCCGGUUAUGCAAGUCCACGAGACUAUCCGGAAUCGGGCUUUCCUGCUGGGUGCUCUGAGGCAGGAUGUAUGACUACGCGUUUGUUCACAUGGAGAAGGAAGCAGAUGCCAAAGCCGCCAUCGCGCAGCUCAACGGCAAAGAAGUGAAGGGCAAGCGCAUCAACGUGGAACUCUCAACCAAGGGUCAGAAGAAGGGGCCUGGCCUGGCUAUCCAGUCUGGGGACAAGACCAAGAAACCAGGGGCUGGGGAUACGGCAUUCCCUGGAACUGGUGGCUUCUCUGCCACCUUCGACUACCAACAGGCUUUUGGCAACAGCACUGGUGGCUUUGAUGGGCAAGCCCGUCAGCCCACGCCACCCUUCUUUGGUCGCGACCGAAGCCCCCUGCGCCGUUCACCUCCCAGAGCCUCUUAUGUGGCUCCUCUGACGGCCCAGCCAGCCACCUACCGGGCCCAGCCCUCAGUGUCGCUGGGAGCUGCCUACAGGGCCCAGCCUUCUGCCUCUUUGGGUGUCGGCUAUCGGACUCAGCCCAUGACGGCCCAGGCAGCCUCUUACCGCGCUCAGCCCUCUGUCUCCCUUGGGGCCCCAUACAGGGGCCAGCUGGCUAGCCCUAGCUCCCAGUCUGCCGCAGCUUCUUCUCUCGGCCCAUAUGGUGGAGCCCAACCCUCAGCCUCAGCCCUCUCCUCCUAUGGGGGUCAGGCAGCGGCAGCUUCUUCGCUCAACUCCUACGGGGCUCAGGGCUCCUCCCUUGCCUCCUAUGGUAACCAGCCAUCCUCUUAUGGCGCCCAGGCUGCCUCUUCCUAUGGGGUUCGUGCAGCUGCUUCCUCCUACAACACCCAGGGAGCAGCUUCCUCUCUAGGCUCCUACGGGGCUCAGGCUGCCUCCUAUGGGGCCCAGUCUGCAGCCUCCUCGCUAGCUUAUGGAGCCCAGGCAGCUUCUUACAAUGCCCAGCCCUCGGCUUCUUACAAUGCCCAGUCUGCCCCAUAUGCUGCACAGCAGGCUGCUUCCUACUCUUCCCAGCCUGCUGCUUAUGUGGCACAGCCAGCCACAGCUGCUGCCUAUGCCAGCCAGCCAGCCGCCUAUGCUGCACAAGCCACUACCCCAAUGGCUGGCUCUUAUGGGGCCCAGCCAGUUGUCCAGACCCAACUGAAUAGUUAUGGGGCCCAAGCAUCGAUGGGCCUGUCAGGCUCCUAUGGGGCUCAGUCGGCUGCUGCGGCCACUGGCUCCUAUGGUGCCGCAGCUGCCUACGGGGCCCAGCCUUCUGCCACCCUGGCAGCUCCUUACCGCACUCAGUCAUCAGCCUCAUUGGCUGCUUCCUAUGCUGCCCAGCAGCAUCCCCAGGCUGCUGCCUCCUACCGUGGCCAGCCGGGCAAUGCCUACGAUGGGGCAGGUCAGCCGUCUGCAGCCUACCUGUCCAUGUCCCAGGGGGCCGUUGCCAACGCCAACAGCACCCCGCCGCCCUAUGAGCGUACCCGCCUCUCCCCACCCCGGGCCAGCUACGACGAUCCCUACAAAAAGGCUGUCGCCAUGUCGAAAAGGUAUGGUUCCGACCGGCGUUUAGCCGAGCUCUCUGAUUACCGCCGUUUAUCAGAGUCGCAGCUUUCGUUCCGCCGCUCGCCGACAAAGUCCUCGCUGGAUUACCGUCGCCUGCCCGAUGCCCAUUCCGAUUACGCACGCUAUUCGGGCUCCUAUAAUGAUUACCUGCGGGCAGCUCAGAUGCACUCUGGCUACCAGCGCCGCAUGUAGGGCCAUCCUGGGGAUGGGGCACCACGGGGAGGGAGGGAGAGGUAGGUAGGGUGCAGACCCAGGUUAUAACCACUCUGGCCCAUACCUCUCCCAUUGUGGUUUUUCAUCCCCUCCCUCUACCAUGUGGGCCUUCCCCAGGAGACCAUCCUUUUGAGUGUUUGGCAGUAACCUACUUUGUUCCUUCGCCUCAGCAUCACAUCUUGUUACUGGCUCUAGAUCUGCGGUUUCCCCUCUACCCUGCCUCCCAUCUCUCCAGAAUGGGAAUUACUUUUGUUUUUAUUUUUUCCUGGCUCCCUUUUAUUUUUGUGCGCGAUAUUUAAGGUCGUGUGGAUGGGGAAGCAACCUGCAGCUGAGGUCGGCGGCGCCUUUUUCUUUUAGAUGUGAGGGAGGCCAGGAAAGGGUUAGCUUAACCAUUUCCUGUGCGCCAAGCUGUGCCAGCAGUCCAGGGGGCCCUGAUUGUUCCUCUGUAGACUGUUGAGACUGAGAUCCUAUUGGGACAGUCAGUUGGUGUGUGUCCAAAUCCCUGCUCACCACUGAUGUUCUAGUGAUGGUGAGCAGCACAGUCCCAAUUCCCCAUCUCCCCAAGUAGGUGGUGUUAGAAAACCUUGAUUUCCCCCCCUUUUGUAUGGACUACAAAUAAAACUUGGGGCGAUUUGCAGUUUGGAAA
This is a messenger RNA of Marmota monax (woodchuck), 3622 nucleotides long. RefSeq names its product RNA binding motif protein 14 (gene Rbm14). Gene Ontology annotation, biological process: mRNA splicing, via spliceosome. The transcript has 4 exons. Gene Ontology annotation, molecular function: mRNA binding; zinc ion binding. Gene Ontology annotation, cellular component: nuclear speck; cytosol. Bases 1276 to 2955 code for a protein of 559 amino acids. NCBI's taxonomy places the organism in Eukaryota, Metazoa, Chordata, Mammalia, Rodentia, Sciuridae. The record is from RefSeq and is a predicted model, not a curated record.